CUACCGGCGCCGCUAAGCUCGCAGCGACUCAUCCCGGUGCGACAAACCGAGACAGAGAGGCGGACGCGGGGAUCGACCGGAGCGGAGGGAGAGGAUGGAAACGGUCGAGCAGCUCGUCUCUUUCCACCACAUUCAGGUCCAGUUGAGCGGGGGCGCGCCUUGGGGGUUCACGCUGAAAGGAGGGCUUGAGCACGGCGAGCCGCUCAUCAUCACUAAAAUCGAGGAUGGAGGGAAGGCUGCCCACUGCAAGAAGCUGAAAGUUGGCGAUGAACUCAUUAACAUAAACGGAUCCGCCCUCUACGGCAGCAGGCAGGAAGCCCUCAUCCUCAUCAAGGGAUCGUACAGGAUACUGAAGCUCACAGUCAGGAGACGCAGCGUUCCUCUCAUCAGGCCUCACUCCUGGCACCUGGCAAAGCUACCGGAGCUUCCCCUCCCUCCCCCUCCUCCUCCUCCGUCUCCCCCACCGCCGCCCUGCCUCCCCCACGCCGACUCCCCUCCACUCCCUCCUCCUCCUCCUCCUCCACCUCCGCCUGCCAUGCAGCUCCACCCCGGACAGUACACACUAGCCUGGCACACAACUGACAACAGUGACUUGUCCAUGCAGUGGGGUCAGCUGUCCAGACCUUACUCCUCCACCGACCGAAGCAGUUCCCUGGGCUCCAUGGAGAGCUUGGACACUCCCACGCCCACCACACAGCCGUACUCAGACUCCCAUAAUUCACCUGUCGACCCAACCCUCUUCAACAACAAGAGAGACUCCGCCUACAGCUCCUUCUCGGCCAGCUCAAACACAUCCGACUACGCCACGGUGCCGCUGAGGCCCGGUGAAGCCUGCUCCAUGGACAACCUCCUGCAGAGCCUCGGGCCGGCUUGUCCGGGUGACUCCUCCACCCUGGGGAGGUCGUCCGGCGAGGCCCCGGAUGAGGCUCAGCUGGUUGCACACAAGUCCAGGUCUCUGACGAGGCCGAGGCCGAGGCCCGUCGAGGUGAAGGAGAGGCCCUCGUCCUGCUGCUAUGAGCAGGAGAGGAGGGCAGACUUUGAGAUUGUAAGAAAUGGAGAAAGGGGAGCAGAGAGAAAGAUGAACCCCCCUCAGCCUCCAACCAGGAAGGACAGUUUCAGGGCCACCCGGAGUCGCCCUCAUGCUGCCAGCCCACGUUGCACUUCAGCUCCUAUUGAAAACUCCAGUACUUCUUCUUUUUAUGAGGAAAACAAGUCCUCUCUGAAUGUUGAAUCAGGACUUCAUAAUGGCUUCCCCGCACCAGCAGAAGGUGAUCAAACUGAGGAUUUCAAGGAGGAAACUGUGGACUCACACUUUAUCCAAAGACAGAAUAAAGACAUGAGACACAUCAGAUGUGAAACUGGUGCUAAUAAAGACUACAAGUCAGAGACAACCUCAGAUCACCUCUCUGACUCAGUGACAGCCUCCCCGGUCCCUACCAUCUCCUCUGGUCCGGACUCUUUACCUGCAGAAUCCUCCUCAGAGGCUCAAGAACCAAUCACACGCUCCCAGACCAAGCACUCCUCUGCGGGGCUGCACCGGCACAGCGCCCCUGAGAAGCUACUCGCUACACAGCUUCAGUUACUGCAGUUCAACAGGGAUAGCCCUACAUUGGAGCCCUACAGUCCAUCAAACACUUCUGAUCCCUCAUCGUCCCCCUGCAGCAGUCAGUGGUCUCAUUCUUCACUCCAGCCCACGACAGAAGACCAGGAAGCUUCUCACAACCACCUUCACGCCCCGUCACAUAAAUGGGGAGGCAGCCGAUGCUCAACCCCCGGGUCAGUUUUCUUGGAAGGUGAUGAUGGAGAUUCAGGUGAAAGGCUGGAGGAGAUGGGGGUAAAUGGCAGCUCUGUCUCACCAGUUCAUCAUCACAUCUCCUGGGGUCGCUCUGUCAGCGUACCAGGAGAACCCUCAAACUCAGCAACACAGGAAAGACUGAGCUCUGACCAGAUACUGGAGAGUGAUUUUGUGCCUCUUAGUGCUGCUGCCAGUGUGGACACCCUCCUGGAGGAGCAACGAGCAGCAGAGAGGGGAAGAGGUGGAGGGAGAAAGGAGGAGGAUGUAGAAGGAGAGGCAGCCAUGAAGAAAUCAGCCUCAGCCAGGAACCAUCGACGAAACCGACGUCGCAACGAGCGAUUUGCUACUAAUCUUCGCAAUGAGAUCCAGAGGAAAAAGGCCCAGCUUCAGCGUAGUCGUGGCCCAGGAGGGUUGCUCUGUAGUGGAGAAACUGUCCAGGAGGAGGAGGGUCCGGACCUCAGUGAGGAGGGAACAGAACCAGACCUGCCUGCACAGGAAAAGAGUGCCAAAGUUGCAUUUGCAUUACCCGCUAUUCCCCAAGAUUCUCAGAGCUCCUCGUCAGUCAGAACCUCAAACACGUUGAGUAAAUCCAACCAUGAUGUCCUGCAGACUCAGUCCACAACUUACCCUCAGAACAACAACCUCUCCAGGUCUGUUCAGAUUCUAGACCCAGGUGUGCCGAGUUUUGGGCUCGGCAUCCGAGUUGUAGAAGAACCAGCUCCUGCUGGCAAGGCCCGCCGUUGGCGUUGGACCCCCGAGCAUAAACUCCAGCCUGAACCUGAUCCAGCUCGACGGUAUGGAGGCUCGGGUGAGAAGGUGUUAGGGGUCACAGGGUCACGCCAUGGGGUGUGUGCCUUCACCUCCUCAUCCACUUCCUCCUACGGUCGCUCCUCUUCAUGCUCUCGAAUGGAGGAGUCGGAUAUCCUUCCAUUUGCAGACAGAAUGAAGUUUUUUGAGGCGACGAGCAAAGGCAUGCCAGUACCAAAUGCUUUGAGUCUGUCGAGUUCCAGGCAGAAGAAACCCUCGCACCAUCUGGAGCACCAGGGGAGAGAGCUCGAUCAGCACCCAACCCAACGGAGAUACUCAUAUCAGGGGGGACUUAAGCAGGAAAAUGCCCUGCUUCCAAACACUAUGGAGGCCAGGAGGCAGUCUGUGAGCACCUUCAGGGAGAGGCAGAGGGAGAAGGAGAGGGAACAAGAGAGGGAACGGGAGGAGAGGGCUAGGGAACGAGCACGGGAGGAGAGGCUACGAGAAAGGGAGAGGCAGCAGGAGAAGGAAAGACAAGAGAGGGAACUAGAAAUGGAGAGUGCAAGGCUGAGGGAGAUCCAGCGGGAGAGGGAACGAGAGGAGAGGGUGAGACAGUGGGAGAGGGAGAGGCAGAGGGAGCUGGAGCUGCAAAGAGAGGAAGAGAUGGAGAGAGCCAGAGAGAAGGAGCGACUCAAGAAAGAAAGAGAGAAAGAGCUCGAGAGAGAACGAGAGAGGGAAAGGGAAGAAGACUCUCAGCUCACCUCCCAUCAGGAGUUUUAUGGCACAUCUGGCAUCAAAGACAGAAAUCAAGACUUCCAGCACAAGGACAACUUCCACAACUACCAGCCCAAGCCUCAGGCGUUCUCCCACAGCCAAGCCCAGAGUCACGUCCCACGCUCGGCCUUUUAUCCAGUCAGCACUCAGCCGCUGGAGAACCAGCAGCCUCUGGGAUACACAGCGAGGAGCUACACACCCACAGAGACGUAUCCGGCCCGGCAGCAGGAAACCACCAGGCUCAACAGGAAGUACAGCCUGACUGAGAGAGACUACCCAAGUUGGAGGCGUGAGUCCAGACCACCAGAGAGCAUCGGCCAGCACCAGCACCACCUCCAUCAGGGUCGAUGGGGCCCCAGACCGGCCAGCAGCAGCAGCGAUGACCACAACGGACACUCCUUCGCCCCUCCGCCGGCUCCUCUUUCGCUCCGAGGUAGAGCCAUGUCGGAAAACGACCUCCGCUUCGACAGCAGCCACCGCUGGUCGCCGUCCAUUUCCGUGGCGACCAGUCAGACCCUAAGCGAGGUGGAGGAAGGAGCAGGAGGCGUCAGGGGAGGAGCUGCGGCGAGCACCACCCGGCAAACCAGGAAGAAGACGCCGCCUCCUCCGAGACCGCCACCCCCGAAGUGGGAACAGUUCCACCGCCGGCGUUCGUCCCACCACACCCUGUUCUCCUCCCCUGCUGCUGCUCCUCCCUCCGGCCCUCCACCCUUCAGCACUGCAGAGGCUCACUCCUCCUCCUACAUCCCUCCACCUGAGGAGUCCAGGCAGAGGUCCUACAGCCUCCCUCCAGAGAGGCACGAGGUGUCGGACGGCUGCCCGCGAUGCAGCUGCAACCAAACUCCAACCCAGGAGCGCUCAUCUUCCCACGCCCCGUCCAAUCAGAACCAGGCUCCGUUUCAGGAACUGUCCUUCUCUGUCGCUCCGCCCAGUCCGAUGUUCUCCAGGAGGGCCUUCAGACCGGUGGCUCCUCCCCAGAGGGAGUGGGAGGGAAGCCUGAGGAUGGAGGCUGCUCCGUCUCUACCUCCACCUACACCACCACCACUAGCAGCAGACACCGGCGUGAGCAGGUCAGAGAGGAGUGUGGACGUGAGCUGCAGUCCAGACCAGGACAGGAUGACGGUGAAACCUCACAAACAGCAGCCAGCCGUGAGACCUGGAGCCGAGUGGGAGAGAACUCCGUCUCCCAGAGUUCACAGCGACAUAGCGCUUCACCCGGUCUUAGAAAAUGGAGAUGCUGGUGGGGUUUUACCUUCAUCGCCUUCCUCCUACUUCACCCAAAUCGAUUAUGAGCACCAGCAGCAGCAGCUCCACAUGAACAGAGGCUUCCCAACUGAGGAACAGCAGAAGAUCCCCGAACCAGGAACAGAAUCGGAGACGACCCUCAGCCCGAGCCCUGCUCACAGCCUGGAGGCCGACCUGGACGUCCCCAUGGAGACGGACAUCGAUGACUUCCAGGAGGAGGAGCUUCCAGCGGAGGACAUGCCCAUCACCAGCGAGCUCCCCUGCUUCGCCCUGCCUGUCACGGUCCUGGAGACGGACAUCGACACGCUGCCGGACUCGGAGGCUUCGCCGUCGGGCCGGACGAGGGCAGAGAGCGGCUCUCUGGAGGAGGAGCUGGAGGCCGGGGACAGCAGCAGAGAAGGGCUGAGCCUGGAGGAGCUGUUCCCCCAGAGCAGCGAGGGAGAGUCGGGCACGGAGAGCUGGAGAGGAGCCUACCAAGCCACGGAGCACAACACCGACAGCUUGGAUAGGCGGUCCGGCGCGAGCUCCAGCUGCUCGUCCUAUUACAGCACCUCGGCAGCCAAGGCCCAGCUCCUGUCGCAGAUGAAGGACUUCACCGACAACAGGGAGAGGGGCGAGGACGACGAGCUGACCUACAAGAAACAGCUGAUGGAGAGCCUCCGCAAGAAGCUGGGAGUGCUGCGGGAGGCGCAGAGGGGACUGCAGGAGGACAUCCGAGCCAACGCACAGCUGGGAGAGGAGGUGGAGAACAUGGUGGUGUCGGUGUGUAAGCCCAACGAGGUGGACAAGUUCCGCAUGUUCAUCGGCGACCUGGACAAAGUGGUGAGCCUGCUGCUGUCGCUGUCCGGGAGGCUGCUGAGAGUCGAGACCACACUGGAUACACUGGACCCCGAGACGGAGCACCACGAGAGGCUCCCCCUGCUGGAGAAGAAGCGUCAGCUCAUGAGGCAGCUGUCCGAGGCUCAGGACCUGAAGGACCACGUCGACCGCAGAGAGCAGGCCGUCAGCCGGGUGUUGGCCCGCUGCCUCUCUCCAGAGCAGCACAGAGACUACAGCCACUUUGUGAAGAUGAAGGCCGCCUUGCUGGUGGAGCAGAGGCAGCUGGAGGACAAGAUCCGGCUGGGAGAGGAGCAGCUGAGGGGGCUGAGGGAGAGUCUGGGGCUGGGGCUGGGGAUGGGCAUGGGCAUGUCGAUGGGAUACGGACAUUACUAACAGAAGAAGAGGCAGGGCUGGUCGCCACAUUCAGUCUGAGUCGAGUUCAGAGCCAGGAAGACGAGUAGCUGCAGAGCAAGUCGCCGCCAGGCUGACACAAGAGGUAAACAUGUUUGUAGUAACGUGGAUUUGCACAGUUCCUUAAAGAGUAGUUUCACAUUUAUUCACUGUUGACACUAAAUAUGAAGCUACUGCAGCCCUUUCACUUAGUUUAACUUAAAGAUGGGAAACAGGAGAAGGUACCACAAUCCGCCCACCAGCUCCUCUACAUUUCACCUCCUAACAAAUGACAUCUUGUUUUAUGGCGGCUCAGAGCCAGACUGUUUCUUGGCUGGGCUUCCUGCAGCUUCAUAUUUAGCAUCUCAGACUGUCUAAGUGUUCCUCUAAGGAUUAGCAGACAUGUAUGCAGAGGUUUCAGGUCCAAAACAAGCAGCUGAAACAGCUCAAACAGCCUGAAGGUUUUUAGGUCGGUGGGGAAGAAUAGACUCUCAAUGAUGGAGACCAAAGGAGGCACAAGUCCAAGGUGUCAAACUGAAAAAAGACUGGACUAAUUUAGCCGUAACACAUCCCUUAAAAAAAGAAGAAGAAGAGGAGGAGGAGGAAGUAUGUGGACUAGCAGCAGCCUCUGAAGUUCACUCCAGCUGCUCUGCGCGUUCUCUUCAUUAACUGGAGACUCCAGUAAUCCGAUAAAUCUCCAAAUGUAGCAGAAACAUAUCGACAGCUCAUCUCCAGAGGGAGCAGAGAGCGUGUUCGCUGUUAGGAAGGAGGAUGGCUGGAUUACUGAAACCCUCGCUGGUGCGUAAAACAGCUGGAGAGGAGGAUGUUUUUCCUGACUGAAAUGGAGCGAGGAUUCACACGGAGGGCGUCGUUUAACUAAACCCAACCAAUGUUAAUUGAAUCCUUUUUAUUGCAUGUCGGCUUCGGAGGCCACCGAAAGUGUUCUGCUUCACGUAAAGUGCCUGAAACAUGUUCUGUAAAACACUACACGUCCCUCCAGCCUGAACAGCAUCACACUACGUUGCCAAAGACGUUUCCUGUCCACGAAUGUGUCGCUGAGACACUGCUCACGUUUUACGUAUUUAAAGCUUCUGGUUCAGAGAAUCAGAGGAGGAUUGUUCUGGUGCUUCCGUUAACCACACUAAAGCCAAUAUUGUGAAUGUGCAGCAUUAUUAACUGCUAGAAGCUCUACUGCGUUCAGCAAUACUGUAUUAUCGAGCAUAAUAUCGUCAUAUCACUAUGUAUCCCCAUUACUGUAAUGUCCGCGGCGGUAACGCGUGGAGUUUGACACUCUGCUGACUCGUUACGCUGCCACCAACUGUACAGAAGACUCUUAUGUUUAUAUUGUAUACGGUGUGUAUAUAUAUAUAUAUAUAUAUUUGUAGUGCUUUUAAUAUUUGAAAUGACUGGAAUUGGUUGUAAAAGAUGAACGAGAAGACCAGGAAGUAAGUUUACUGUAUAUUUUGACGGUGAAUGAAUCCAGAGGUGCGUUUGGUUUGCGUGGAACAAGAGUUGCUUUUUUUUUUUUGGUUUGUUUUUUUGUCACUUGGCUUCAUGAAGCAUCGAGUAGAGUUUUCAAAAUGUUUUCCAUUUUUUGCCCCAAAGUUUGUCCCACCUGACUGACAAAUUCAUACUGGGAAAUGUGAGUGUUUGCUUUCUUACCAAGACAAUAAGUCCUGCCCAGCGGCUAGUUGGUUUAGCUAGCCUGUUUUUACUUUUAGCAGGAAGUAAACAAACUAGAUAUAACUUUGUCAGCUUUGGAGAAAGUCUACCACUUUCCCUGAGUUUCCAGCCUUUGUGCGAAGCUAACAUUCAUAUUUAAGACAUGAAGAGGAAAGUGGUGUCAGUCUUUUUAUCUUCAUCUUGACUGAACAGAAAGUGUUUCCCAACAUGUUAAAAGCUUCUUUUAAAAACAAAAACACUCCUUCUGGGUGUCUGUGUAGGUCCUCAGUCACCCAGAUGAUGGUAAUCCUCCGUGUGUCAGUAGAAAGCAGCUUCUUCUUUGGUUCUUGAAGUUCUUUCAAGGUCUGGGCAGGCCUCUUGAAUCAGAAGUGAAACGUCUUCAAGAACCAAAAAGACAUUCAGUUGCUUUCCACUGAAGCUCUUAGGAACCCAGUUUGGGAUUUUAUCUGACGCAGAAUGUAAAAAGGAGGACAGGUUCUUGUUUGUCUAGUUAAUUAUCCACCAAAACACCUCGACAUCCAACUUUAAAUCCCCACAAUCUUCUGAUUUGUGAUCUUGCCAAAGUCUCCCGAGCUUUAUCCGGUAUCCUAAACCUUGGACGGGGCAGGUUGAAGGAGCUCCGCACUGCCUGUCUCAGUGAGUCAAGUUAAAAAUGAAGAAAAAAACCUGCAGCUCAACCAGAAAUGGUGGGAUUUGUAAGAGGAAAUGUGUACAUUCUGGCUGCUGAAAGGAGAAAUUACUGACGUCAAGUCAAAAUACAGCAGCUCUGAAGACACAGACGCCUUUAUUGGACCUGCUUCAUCCGUUCACUGGUUGAUGUUUGAUUAAAUAAAACACGUUCUGGUUAGAAGCAGCUUGAAGUUUGCUAAAAGUUAGUUUUACACUUGGUUUUACUCACUUUAUUCUCUGCUGUGUUUAAUACCAAACAACCCUGAACUUAAGCAUAUAGUUGUGUUUUUGUUUUGUACAUAUUAAAUGUGUUCUUGUACCAUAACAGCUGUUUUCUAGACUGACUGGAAACUCAUUGAUUUGACGGGAGAGGAGAGAAGUUGCUUGUUGGACCCGGUGUGAGAGUAUAUUUCUUCUGUUCGUGAUUUCCUGUGUAAUUUUGAUUUAUUGCAAAACCCCUUUUUGUAACUGCAAAAACACUCGUGUGAGGAAAAAGUACCAUAAAUAAUAAUAAUAGUAUUUUAAACUA
Molecule: messenger RNA, 8651 nt
Organism: Stegastes partitus (bicolor damselfish)
Lineage: Eukaryota; Metazoa; Chordata; Actinopteri; Pomacentridae
Gene: shroom4
Product: shroom family member 4
Exons: 12
Coding region: 95-5773 (1892 amino acids)
Biological process (GO): actin filament organization
Cellular component (GO): cortical actin cytoskeleton; adherens junction; apical plasma membrane
Molecular function (GO): actin filament binding
Source: RefSeq, a predicted model, not a curated record